Branchiostoma belcheri (Belcher's lancelet) is the source of this 2668-nucleotide messenger RNA. Its product is annotated as urea-proton symporter DUR3-like. Gene Ontology annotation, biological process: urea transmembrane transport. Gene Ontology annotation, molecular function: urea transmembrane transporter activity. NCBI's taxonomy places the organism in Eukaryota, Metazoa, Chordata, Leptocardii, Amphioxiformes, Branchiostomatidae. The transcript is spliced from 16 exons. The coding region runs from base 1 to 2526 and encodes 841 amino acids. The record is from RefSeq and is a predicted model, not a curated record. Gene Ontology annotation, cellular component: plasma membrane.
AUGACCGUGAAAGUGGCCCUGAUAGCCCUGACCGUGUUGUGCCUAGCGUACCCCUCAGCGUCAGGCGGCCCUGCCUGCGAGGAGGCGGUGGAGAGGGUUCGGAACGGGACGGCGGCUGCCACGGGCGAUUUCAGACCGCUGGUGGAGCUCAGGGAAGCGAUCCUGCUCACACUCGGCUUCGGCCUGUUCGCAGGGCUCGUUGCGUACGUGUUCAACCUGGUGCGGAAGUACGUGUAUCACGACCAGGACGACCUGGACACAGCGUUCGACGCGGGGGGUCAGGUGUCGGUGGGUCUGACGGCCACCACCAUCGUGUCGCAGUGGACAUGGGCCGCCACGCUGCUGCAGUCCUGUACGGUGGCUAGUAAGUUCGGCAUCAGCGGCCCGUUCUGGUACGCCGCCGGAGCCUCCGUGCAGAUCAUCGUGUUCGCCAUCCUGUCUGUGGAGCUUAAGAUGAAGGCGCCGGGAGCCAAGACAUACCUACAGGUAAUUAAGGCCCGUUUUGGUGCGAAGGCGCACAUCGUGUACUGUGUGUUCGCCCUGCUGACUAACGUUUUAGUCACCACCAUGCUGAUGCUUGGCGGGAUCGCCUCCAUGACCAGCCUGGUCAACGGACUGACUACUGAGAUGGCGGCCAUCUGUCUGGCCGCUGUUAUAGGCACCUACACGCUGAUUGGCGGACUCGGUGCCACUUUCUACGUGUCCUACUUCAACACUGCGCUGAUCUUCGCCGUGCUCAUCACCAUCCUGUGGAAGGUGUAUUCGGACGGUGGUUCUGUCCAGCAGAACCCACUGGGUGACGUCAGGACCGUGUACGACCUUCUAACGUGCAGCAGCGGCCCGGCAGGCAACCAGGAGCAGAGUUACCUCACCUUCUUCUCAACUGGAGGUCUGAUGUUCGGUGUCAUCAACAUCAUCGGCAACUUUGGGGCUGUCUUCUGUGACCAGUCUUACUGGCAGAGCACCGUGGCUGCAAGACCACUAGAGGGCGUGUGGGGUUUUAUCUCCGGCGGGCUGACGUGGUUCGCCAUCCCCUUCUCCAUGGCGACCACCGUGGGGCUGGCGUACGUCGCGCUCGGCACGGUCAACGGGGAGGCUCUGCUGUCUGCUGAAGACGUGGACAAAGGUUUGGUGGCCCCUGUCGUUGUGCACCGGUUGAUGGGCCACGCAGGUCUGGUGGCCCCUGUAGUUGUACACCGGUUGAUGGGCCACGCGGGGCAGGUGAUUGUUGUCCUGAUGAUCCUGAUGGCUGUCAUGUCCACAGGCUCCGCCGAGAUCAUAGCCGUAACCUCCAUCAUCGUCUACGACAUCCUCAAGGACUACGUCUGCAUCUUCAGGAAGAACCUGUCAGACAGUGCCUGUACCCUGUGUGGGAAGAGACGAGCCCGGAUUUUUCGGCAGGCCGACAAGUGCCAGUGUAAGCCUGUGGCCAACUGCAAACUCUGCAAGGAGGAGGCCGCUAAGGGAGAGAAGCUAACCCAGGAGUACUGGUUGUACAGCUGUCCCACACACGGAGCGUACAGGAACUAUCUCAACCUGCUGCUCAGCAGGAAGAACUGGUACAUCGUGGUGGUGACGGCAGCAACUGUGCCACUGGUCCUGGUGGCAGAUUCUGUAGGACUGAACCUGGGUUGGCUGUACCUGUUCAUGGGUGUUCUGAUCGGGGCUGCAGUCAUCCCUAUCGGCAUGGCGUUGUUCUGGGCCCGCACCACGGCGGCGGGAAUGAUCGCCGGAGCGACGGUCGGCAGCGCGCUGGCACUGGUGUGCUGGUUAGCGGUGGCGGCAACCCUACCUGGUGGACUCAUGGGAGGCAACUUCAUCAAAAAUACUGGAGACCAGUUGAGCAUGAUCGUGGGUAACCUCGUGAGCAUCCUGUCGGGCGGGGCGGUAUGCGCGAUGGUCAGCCUGGGCGGCAGCUUCCGGGUACCGACCCAGGAGCUGGAGGAAGAGUGGGAGAAAACACGCAGCUUGGACAACCCGCUCAAACCCUGGGGACCGACAUAUCAGAGCGCCUACAAGAUGGAGUCGGCGAACAAGCUGAACGACCGGCCGACGUUUGCGGAGGUUCGGCGGUACUGCAGGAAGCCUCGCAUCACAGCCCUCGCGGCGGGAAUCGGCAUCAGCCUGGUACUGGUCAUCCUCUGGCCGGCAGGCAUGUUAGCGGUUGGAGUUAUGAACGGAGAUCAGUUCCAGCACUGGGUGAACGUGUCCCAGUCCUGGGCCUACAUCGCGGCCGCUUUCCUCAUCGCCGUACCACUCGUCCAGGAGAUUGUAUCCGUCCGCCGGCAAUACGUCACCAACAAGUCAGCAGUGGACUGCGCAAAUGAAGAUCCGGUAGAGGAAGAGGACAACAAGACGGUUGGCAUCAGCUACAUCGAAGAAACUAGUCCAAACCCUCAACAACCCGCAGUCGACGGUCUUAAAGAUGCUGAAGGUCCCGGACAAGACAGCGAUGCUCAAGUGCUCGUUAAGAAGAACGCGCCGCAAGAGGUUGGAGACGGCCGUUGUCUGGAAGACGUUUUAUAAGAAAGUUGAUUUUAAGAUUUCAUCUCAGUAAUAAGAAUGCUACGCUUCCAGGAUUGAAACCGUCCUUUGAGAAAACGUGAAUAAAAAGUGGAGACACGAAUUGCAAGAAAAAGUAGACACAUGAAUUGCAAUAAAACGUGGA